Molecule: messenger RNA, 3234 nt
Organism: Microcebus murinus (gray mouse lemur)
Lineage: Eukaryota; Metazoa; Chordata; Mammalia; Primates; Cheirogaleidae
Source: RefSeq, a predicted model, not a curated record
UCCCUAAUACCAGGGUUCUAUCAUACUCUUUUAAUGCCCUCUCCCCUCCCUGACCCCCACCUGCCCACUGCACCCAGCCAGGGACUCUCCUACCUCCAUCUCCGGUUAACUAGGUGCAGCCUCAGUGCCUACAUGUUUGUCAAGAACGUUGAAGGAGCUGAUAUUUUACCGACUUGCAAACAAAUGCAUUAACCUGUCGCAGUUUCAUGAAUGCUGGCAAAACACAUAAGACUCCUGGUGCAGAGACAAAAGACUUUAUUACUCACAGCUCAGCAGGCAGCAUGAGGUUCAUGUUCACAUUGGUUCACCUUGCCCCCCAAAUCCUAUGGGGUGAUCAGAGCAGUCCAGACAGAUGCUGUGCACACAGGUUUGUGCCACUAGUGAGGAACCUGAGCUUAGGAAUCCUCAAUCUUAUAAGGAGGCUGCUUGAAAUCCUGCCCAGCCUCUAUCCCUGAUGGAGAUAUCACCUUUAUCAUCCUGGACUGAAAACAGACCUCCUUGGAGGGACACAUUGUAUUUAUUGUCCCAUACAGUAAACAAAUCUGUUGCAAGAGAGACAUUAUCUUUAUUAUCCAAGACAGUAAGUAAACCUGGAUCUGAGGGAGAUACCAUCUUGAAAGACUGCCUGCUAUAUAAACAUCCUGGAAAGGACAGUCCAGAAAAAAAAAAAAAAGAUAUUAAUGCCUUUGCUCAAAAGACACACAGAAAAAUGAGAGAACCAUGGAGAAUUGUCUCCCAACACUAUUCAGUCUGAACUUUCCACCCUUGUCUGUAGGACAGUCUCAACAUUCCAUCGUUAAACACUUUGUCUACCACAUCCUGCUUCUCCAGGUCUAACCGAGGUUCCAGAUGUGGUGUCCCCACAGUACCCCACUGCCAAACCCAGAAUCCGGGCAUACCGGCGGUGCUCAAGAUCCUGAGGGGGAUAGCUGGGGAUCAGAACGUCUGGGUUUGAGUGGGGAGGGGUUCUGAAGGAGGAAGAGGCUAGAGGUCAAGGUUCUGGGUGAGGAUGAGUGUGGGUUCUGAACUCUGAGGUUCCUGGGGGCAGAGGGAGGAGACUGGCAAAGUCCUAUCUCCUAAGGUACAUGUGGGAAUGGGCUAAGGGACUUUAGGAAUACUGUAUCCCGAGCAAGAAAGGGCUGGAACCUGAGAGACUGAGUUCCCCUUGUGUGUGGUUUGUGACUCCUCAGUCCCUAAGGGGCAGGGGCUGAAACCAUUGGCUCCAGGCCUUGGGGUGAUAGUAAUGAGAUCUCCCGGUCACACAGGAUGGGAGGACCACAAGUUGCCCAUUCUUUGAUUGGUCCACCUACCCCUCACUCCACUUCAGGAUAAUCGCCGCAUGCCCAGCUCUACUAGCAUGUUGAGGAGCACAACCUGCACAUGCGCAGAUGUCCCACAGGCCUAUGGGCUAUACACGCGUCAGCAGCAGCCACACCAUGAGGGGAUUGGCCACUGCCGUGACGUCAUGUUGCUGCGACUAGCCCAGCCAGCGCGCCUCUCCAAGUUAUGUGCCAGCGGUGGAGUUGCCCACAUCUGUGCCCUGGUGGCUGUGGUCCAUCAUGGCUUCGCACAUUGUGGGGGUGUCCUGGUGGACCCCCAGUGGGUGCUCACAGCCGCCCAUUGCAUCAGCCGCGACAGCCAGGUCUGGCUGGGUCGGCACAGCCUGCUUAAGGACAAAGACACCAGCCAGGUGGUCAACGUGAGCCGCAGCUUCCCACACCCGCACUACAAUAUGGGCCUCCUGGAGCGCCGAGUAUUUAGGCCAGAGGACGACAGCAGCCACGACAUCAUGCUGCUCCACCUGUCAAAGCCUGCCAACAUCACAGACACUGUGAGGGUCCUGGACCUGCCCACCCAGGAGCCGGAAGUGGGGAGCACCUGCUACGCCUCAGGCUGGGGCAGCAUACAACCAAAGAAGUUCUUGCGCCCAGAGACUCUCCAGUGUGUGGACCUCGAGCUCCUGUCCAAUGACAAGUGUGAAGAAGCUUACUCUGAAAAGGUGACAGAGUUCAUGUUGUGUGCUGGGCACUGGGAUGGUGAGAAGGACACCUGUUCGGGUGACUCGGGGGGCCCACUCAUUUGUAACGGCAUGCUUCAAGGUCUCACAUCAUGGGGCGGUGAGCCAUGUGCUAAGCCCCGGAAGCCUGCCCUGUACACCAAGCUGUGGACUUAUCAGAAGUGGAUCAAGGACACCAUCGCUGCCAAUCCCUGAGUGCCUCUCUCCCACCCCCUACCUCUAGUAAAAUCGAGUACACAUCAAGUUCUGAAAUCAUCCAGCUUUUCUAAAUGCUGGGUACCUGGAAGCUUGGAACUCACCUGGCAGCUUGGAACUCACCUGGCCAAAGCCAGAGCCACCCCAGUUCUCCUAACCUAUGUCCUCAAGUGCGGAGUCAGGGUCUGACACAGGUGUAGACUAGUGUUCCUCAAACGGUUGUAAUGUUGCCCUCCCCACUCUCUCUCUGGGAACACUGGCAAUGUCUGGAGGAUUCUUCUUACGCAGGAUCUUCAAGGAUACACAUAAGGACACAUAAGGACGUGAGUGGCUGUGUAAUUUGUGUGGUGCAGAGGUAGAGGAGGGGUGGAGUUCACCCUGAGAGAGUGGACAGUGACACCUGGUGGACACCUACAGUGGCCACCGAGCAGAAGCUGGAGGUACAACACACCAGACAUACACACAGUGAGGAUGAAGCUUACAAUAGAAUCCACCUUGUCCUGCGUCACCGGGAAGCCUAGUGAAGGUUGUGAGCAGAGGAGGCGGGGAGUCCUCCUAUCUUGUAGGGAGACAGACUCAGGGAAGAGCCUGGAAUCCCUGGAAGCUGAUCCAUUAAGGGGUGGUAUGUUGGGGGUCCCCCAAACCAGCCUCAGAUUUGAUGAUUUCCCAGUAGUACUCACAGAACUCAAAAGAGCUGUUACACUAUGGCUUAUUGUUGUUUGUCACAGUGACAGGAAACAGAGUAAAAUCAGCAAAGGAAACAGGCAGAUAGGUUGGAGUGCGGGGAAAACUUAGCUUUUCUCUCCCAGUGGAGUGUUAUAGAUGCACCUAAUUCUCCCAGCAAAGUUGUGUGGCAGCACUUAUGAAGUAUUUCAGACUAAGGAAGCUCACCUGAGCUUUGGUGUCCAGAGUUUUUAUUGGGGGUCUGUACAAUGGGCAUGGAGUGCUCGAAUGGUUCAGUCCCCAGUCUCUCCAAAGGUCAAACUGGUAGGGCAUAGCCCAGAGUCCCAGACAUACAAAAA